AUUCGCGUAAUUAGCAACUCGGUGCUUCUUAGCAACAAGGGAACAUGGAGGACGAGAAAACAGCAGAAGGGGGACAGGGAGAUAGCCCAGCAGAGAAAAAAGAACCCGAGGAAAGUGAGAAAGUGGAACCUCCUAUUCAAGCUACAGAACAGGCAAAAGAUGAUGCUCCAAAAGAGGAAGAAAAGAAGAGUGAGGAGGUAAAAUCCUCUGAGGAGAAGGAGCCAGGAUCAGAGCCUCCUCCAGAAAAGGCUGAGGAGAAGGCUGAGGAGACUCAGGGAGGAACAAAAGAGGAAGAAACGAAAGAGUCAGAGGGAGAGAAAAAGGAAGAAGAGCAAGCACCCCAAGAAUCUGAAAGUAAGGCCGAUGACACUACAAAGAAGGCUGAAGAGGAAGGCCAAGAUAAACCCUCAGAGGAAAAGAAAGAAGAGGGGGAGGAAAAGAAAGCAGAAGGAGAAGAAAAGAAAGUAGAAGGAGAAGAAAAGAAAGUUGAGGGAGAAGAAAAGAAAGAAGAAGGAGAAGAAAAGAAAGUUGAGGGAGAAGAGAAGAAAGAGUCAGAGGGAGAGGAAAAGAAAGCUGAUGGGGAAGAGAAGAAGGCAGAAGGAGAAGAAAAGAAGGCAGAAGGAGAAGAAAAGAAAGCAGAAGGGGAGGAAAAGAAAGCAGAAGGAGAGGAAAAGAAAGUAGAAGAUGAAAAAUCUGAAGAGAAAUCCAAAGAUGCAGCAGAAGGGGAUAAAAAUCAAAAUGCUGCCGAAGAGGAAGAAAAUGCAGAUGAAGAGGAGAAGAAACUUGAAAAAGCAGAAGAGGAGAUAAAGAAGAUUCCUGAUGACUUUUUCUAUAACUACGAGGAAAUGAUAUCUCAGCCACAUAUAACACAAGAUUCAGGCUUACCAAAGGAUUACCUAAAUCUCAUAUAUUCUUUUGGUUAUGACUGUACAAAGCGCCACAACCUUCAUCUUUUGGAUGAGAGAACCGUCUGCUUUGCUGCAGGUAACUAUGUGAUGCUUUUGGACCUACAGACAAAGGAGCAGAGAUACCUACGAAGCACCAGUGGAGGCGGUAUUGGGGCCAUUACAGUUCAUCCUUUAAAGAAAUAUUUUGCUGUGGCUGAAAAAGGAAUUUCACCAAACAUCAAUGUUUUUGAAUAUCCAUCAUUAAAACUGCAUCGAAUUCUUCGUGGUGGAACAGAGCGAUCAUACUCCUAUGUCGAUUUUAAUCCUAAAGGUGAUUUGCUGGCUUCGGUUGGAGGAGACCCUGAUUACAUGCUAACCAUCUGGGACUGGAAAGAGGAGCAGACCGUAUUGAGGUCAAAGGCCUUCUCCCAGGAAGUGUUUCGUGUGACCUUCUCAACAGAGUUGGAGGGUCAGUUGACCACAUCUGGUACUGGACAUAUCAGAUUUUGGAAAAUGGCUGAUACUUUCACUGGUUUAAAACUUCAAGGAGAACUAGGAAAGUUUGGAAAAACUGAGAUUUCAGACAUUGAAGGCUAUGUGGAGCUCCCUGAUGGUAAAGUUUUGUCUGGAACAGAGACAGGAAACAUGCUCUUGUGGGAAGGAGGCUUGAUUAAAGUGGAGAUAGGACGCAAAGGAAAGAAACUGUGUCAUCAGGGAUCCAUUCAGCAAAUCCUUCUGGAUGAGGGAGAGUUGAUGACCGUGGGCUCUGAUGGAUUUAUUAGGGUUUGGGAUUUUGAAAGUGUAGACACUGCUGAUGUAGCAGAUGAGUCCGGACUUUUUGAGAUGGAGCCAAUGAAUGAGCUACGUGUUGGCCAUGAUGUCCAACUAAAGUCCAUACUCAAGUCCACUGAUGCAGAAAAUGAGGUCACCAUAUGGUAUGCUCAGGAUGCCAAUGGUGGUAUAUGGAAGCUGGAUCUGACUUUCUCCCACACCUCCCAAGCCCCGGACAAGCUCUUCACCUACCAUGCUGGAGCCAUCACUGGGUGUGAUGUGUCCCCACUCACUCAUCUAGUUGCCACCACUGGUGUUGAUCAUACUGUCCGAGUGUUUGAUUUCCUUCAAAAGAAGCAGUUAUGUGAGAAGAGGUUCCCUGAUGCUGGUACCACCCUGAUUUGGGCCCCACAAAUUGUUGAUACCAAGGGCAAGACGAUCAUCUCUGGGUUCAGUGAUGGUGUGGUCAGGGUAAUGACCAUUGCCAAGGCUGGUGAGGACCAAGCCCACAAAAAACACAAGCAUGACAUUGACCUUGACCUCAAGCAGGUCUUCAAACCCCACACUAAGGAAGUGACCUCCAUAGCUGUCAAUGACAAAGGCGAAAUUCUUGCCACAUCGGGUGCAGACAAUACAAUAUUUUUCUUGAACAUUGGAGAAACCUAUGAACCCAUUGGAUUUAUUGAGACCCCUUCAUCAGUGAGACAAAUUCAGUGGUCUCCCUCCAAAUUUAAAAAAUCCACCCUUCUUGCAUUUUGUGAAGGUGGACUUGUAUUAGAGAUUGACUCCCCAGAUGGUGCCAAAUUUGAUACAUCUAAAACUUUCCACAUCACCGGCUUACCAAUGAGAUCCUUCAAGUUCAAAAGUAUCAAGUCACGGCUAAGACAUGAAGAAGAAUUGGAAAGGAAGAGAAUUGAGGAGCUGGAGAGGAAAAAGAGAGAGGAAGAAGAAAGAAGGAAGAGGAUAGAGAGAGGACUCGAGACAGAGUCUGAACAGGGAGAUGUGGAAGAAGAGAAGAAAACUCCAGAACCAGAAUGGAAAGCAUACAUCCCACCAGAGCCCAGUCCAAUAUUGACUGGCUUCUACUCCGAUGAGGGACAGUUCUGGCUUUCAAUGGGAGAAUUUGAUGCUGGUUAUCUGUAUGAGUGUAAGUUUAUGUCUGAAGAAGAGAGAUCCAAAUUGCCAGAAGAGCUCCAGGAUGAACCUUUGCAAUCAGUCGCUGUGACAGAGUCCAAUGAUGUUCCAAUUACAUUCAUGCAGUUCAGUGGAAAUGGCCGAAAGAUGUUGUUUGGUAUGGAGGAUGGUAGUAUUAGAAUCCAGAAUCUUGAAAAAGAUUUUUCACUGGAUGAACUAGGUUCCUACUGGCAGUUGAAUUUGCACGAUAAUAAUUAUGGACGCAUCGUCAAAGUGGCAGCCAGCCCAGAUGAGAAGAUGCUUCUAUCAGCCGGCUAUGAUGGCAACUUUUUCCUGUAUGACAUUAUGGAUCAAGAGAAAGUGGACCAAAAAGUAGCAGAAGCCAAGGCCAAACUUCCCUCUGCAAAGAAAGCUGGAGAAAUAGUCAAUGUUGAUGAUAUUGAGGAUCCAAAUGCAUACAGCAUUGAAGAUGCAAAACAAAAGGCAGAGCAUGAUAAAAUGAUGAAGAUAGCAGACGAGAAGAAGAAAGAUGUUCGUCGUCAGAUAGCAAAGCUUAGGCGGCAGUUCAAGAGUAUACUGGAACAAAAUGAAGGGUUACCGCCCCACUUACAACUACGGAAGGAGGAAUUUGAGCUAGACAAAGACAUCAAACUGGAGCUAGAUAAACAGAAACAUGAUAGAAUUGAUAUUGUUAGGAAAGAGUUGGCCUGGGAGGCAGAGAAACAAAGGAUAGCACUGGAAAAACUCAGAAAGAGGUAUAAGGAUGUAGUUGAGUGUGAGAGGAUAGUUGUGAAGGCCUUUAAAACUCCACAUGAAGUGGCCAGCUUCAGAGCAGCCAAACUGUCAGAUGACUUCUACCAAAUGAAAGCUGAUUUUGAGAGAAGGAAAACAAUGACAAUGGUGAAGGAUGACAUCACAAGGGACCCCACCAGGGACUUGCUCGGAGGGAAAUCCACACACACAGAUGACCACACUGAGGCUGGUGGAAAAGCAGGGGAUCAGGCUGGAGCCAAAGUCACAACGACCCUGAAAGGUAGUAUGGGCGAGAGGAUCAAUAAAGCUCUUUACAAAGUGGAGGAGAAAAAACAAAAGAGGGCGGCAAGGAGAGCACAGUGGGAAGAAUUGUACAAUACAAAACCUGAUGAUGACUAUGAGGACCCAGCUGAUGUUGCAGCCAUCAAAGAAGCCAAAGAUAACAUGGGAGAUUACAAACUGAAGACGGCCAAGGACUAUGUUGUGCCUGAUCACCUUAGGAUGAAUGUGGAGAAAGCUAGAGGCAGACUCCUUAUCCUGAAAGAUCUAAUACAUGAGCAUAAAUACAAUUUCAAUCUCCGUCUGCUAAAAAUAAGGGACAAAAAGCUUAGUGUGAUUGAAGAAAUCCGAGAACUGGUGGCAAACCUGGAAGAUGUUCAGUCCCACUUGGCGAGAGAUAAGCACAAAAAGAUUCCUCCAAUACCCAGAAUGUACCCUGAUGAAAUGCCUGAAAAGAAACUUGAAUACACCCGGGAUACUCUUUUAGCCUUUAAAAAAGAAAUGGAAACGAAGGAAAAAGAAGCCAAAGGUGGAGGGGGUGGUUUCGGUGGUUUUGGAGGAUUUGGGAAUACUGACACAGCAAAGGACAAGGGAGGAUCACCUACACCAAAACCUAGUACUAUAAUGAGUGAAUCUAAAGGCGGAGAGGGUGAGGAAUUGAUUGAAUUUGAUACCUCACCACUAGAAAUGGAGAUGAAGGAAGCCAUGGAAAUUAAAUUGAUUUAUGAUCAAGACCGGCUUCUAAAGAGAAUUGAGGAGUUGCUAUUGAAUUUCGAUGCUGAGCUGCGGUUGUUAAGACAUGACAAGUUCAAGCUGGAUAUUGUGAUGAAGAAUGCCGACCUGAGACAGGUAACACUGUUUGAGGAGUUUGUGUUGCUGAAGGAGUAUGAGAAGAGAGAGGAUGUAAUGGAGGCCAAGGUGACAGGAAAACAACAGGAGAAGCUGGAGAUGCAGGCUAAGAUAAUUGAGUUGCAAGGAAAGCAGGAUUUGAAGAAGAAAGAGAUUGAGAAGCUACAGGAGAAAGAGAAGCAGUUGUAUGCUCAGUUCCAGGCCUCGCUGGGAGACAACAAUAAGUUUGCUGAUUAUUUGACCAAAGUUUUCAAAAAGAAAAUCAAGAGAGCCAAAAAGAAGGUUACAGAUGGAGAGGGUUCUGAUGAGGACAGUGAUGAAGAUUCUGAUGAUGAGUCUGACUGGGAUGAAGAUGAUGAAGAGUCUGAGGAGGAAGGAGGCUAUGACCUUGACAUUUGUCCACCAGGAUGUGAUCAGAACAUCUAUGAUAAUACAUGUCAACUGAGAGAAAAGAAGCUGGACAUUGAGGAGGCCCUCCAGGAGGAGAAGAAGAACAACGAUGGUUUGAAGAAAGACAUAGAGAGCAACAACAAGAAACUUAAAGUGGUGGACAGUGCACUCAAGGCUGCUCAAAAUGAGCUGGAGGCUUUCCAGCUAGAGAAGCAGCAGAAAUUGAACGAGUUGGAUGUGGUGGUGACACUGAAGCUCCACCAGAUUCAGUACAUGAUCAAUGGCGUCCUCCCCCAGGACCUGUCCCAGACCCUAGUGUUCGAGUCCCACGGGGUCACCCGCCUACAACAGAGAAUCAAGGAACUGGAGCAUGAGAAGCACAUGCAGAAGAAACACAUGAAGGAAUCGAGGAGAAAGCAUGUGCAGCUCAUUAAGGACAGGAAAGUGUUCGACAGCAAGAUUUCAGAAAUGGAGGAACGCACCAAUGAAAUGAUGAUUGCUAAGUUCGGAAGAAUUGUGGAUCUAGAAAAGUUAGAAACAAUUACUGUGAAUAGGCAGAUUGAGGAGUUAAAAGAAAAGUUACGCCUUACAGAAAUUCAGUGUGCAGAGGAAUUAGUGGAGUGGGAUGAAAAGAUUGCAGAAAAGAAAGCCAAAAUCACAGCACUUAUUCGUGAUAAUACAAACAGACUUGAUCAAUUAUGUAUAUUGCUGAAUGAAAAGAAAUCGUUCGAGGGAGAACUGGACUCGAGACAAAAGAGCUCUGGUCAGGAGUUUUCAGGAGCUAGGAAGGCUGACAUCAGAGAGAGACAGAGGCUGAUACAGCUAGUGCAGCUUCAGGCCCAGGAGAUUGACGCCCUAAAGGAGGAGAUCAUGUUGCUGUCCAGAAAGGGGGGACACAUUCUGCCCCCGGCCCAGCCACCACUACCCCAGAGUCCCCCCAACAUGAGGCCAAUCAGCAACUGAGUCAAGGCUGAAUUUAUCUGAAGAACCAGUCUUUUUAAUGACAUGCUUGCACUUCGUCCUUUGCAAAUACUUGAUCCAUUAUUUACUUUUAAUGUUAAAUAUGUAUGAUCUUGUGAAUCCACGUACAAGAAUGUGAUAUAUUAUUUAUUCACAUAUUCCGUCCUUACAUUUACAAACUGGAAGACAAUGAUAUAGAAGUUUGUAAUCUGUGAUAGCCUUUCAUUAUUGAACAUUUGUUAUUUUAUUAUGAGAAUCUGAAGUCUGGAAAUACAUUUUCAAGGUGUGCUUGAUUUAUUGAAUAAAUAAGUCACAUCACUUUAA
Messenger RNA from Magallana angulata, 6347 nucleotides. Its product is annotated as cilia- and flagella-associated protein 44-like. Lineage: Eukaryota; Metazoa; Mollusca; Bivalvia; Ostreida; Ostreidae. The record is from RefSeq and is a predicted model, not a curated record. The transcript is spliced from 37 exons. The coding region runs from base 45 to 6026 and encodes 1993 amino acids. Gene Ontology annotation, molecular function: protein binding.